Messenger RNA from Oenanthe melanoleuca, 2120 nucleotides. RefSeq names its product gamma-aminobutyric acid type A receptor subunit alpha6 (gene GABRA6). Gene Ontology annotation, biological process: nervous system process; regulation of postsynaptic membrane potential; chloride transport. Lineage: Eukaryota; Metazoa; Chordata; Aves; Passeriformes; Muscicapidae. Gene Ontology annotation, cellular component: GABA-A receptor complex; synapse; postsynapse. The transcript is spliced from 10 exons. Gene Ontology annotation, molecular function: transmitter-gated monoatomic ion channel activity involved in regulation of postsynaptic membrane potential; inhibitory extracellular ligand-gated monoatomic ion channel activity; GABA-gated chloride ion channel activity. The coding region runs from base 130 to 1527 and encodes 465 amino acids. The record is from RefSeq and is a predicted model, not a curated record.
ACAAGGCACGGGGGCCGGGGCUGAGCCGGCCGGGCACCGCCAGCGCCGAGCCCGGGCAGCAUGAGCGCCGACACCGGCUCCAGCUGACGGCGCUGAGGGCACCCGAGCGGCCCCGCACACACCUGCGGCAUGGCUCUGCUGCUCGCCUGGGCGUGGGUGGCCGUGAGCGUGGGGACGGCGCUGGGGGAGCAGAGCGAAGAGGCGGACCUCUACUCGGAAAACAUCACUCGGAUCCUCGACAAGUUGUUGGACGGCUACGACAACAGGCUCCGGCCGGGAUUUGGAGGCGCCGUGACUGAAGUCAAGACGGACAUCUACGUGACCAGCUUCGGGCCGGUGUCCGACGUGGAGAUGGAAUACACAAUGGAUGUCUUCUUUCGUCAGACGUGGAUUGAUGAGAGGUUGAAGUUUAGUGGGCCAACUGAAAUUUUGAGACUGAACAAUUUAAUGGUCAGUAAAAUUUGGACACCAGACACAUUUUUUAGAAAUGGAAAAAAAUCAAUUGCUCACAACAUGACAACUCCUAACAAACUUUUCAGAAUUAUGCAGAAUGGAACUAUUCUUUACACAAUGAGACUAACCAUUAAUGCUGAUUGUCCUAUGAGACUGGUGAACUUCCCAAUGGAUGGACAUGCUUGUCCACUGAAAUUUGGAAGCUAUGCUUAUCCAAAAAGUGAAAUAAUUUAUACUUGGAAGAAAGGACCGUUGCAUUCAGUAGAAGUACCACAGGAGUCUUCCAGUCUUCUCCAAUAUGACCUCAUAGGACAAACUGUAUCUAGUGAAACAAUUAAAUCUAACACAGGUGAAUAUGUAAUCAUGACAGUUUAUUUCCACUUGCAAAGGAAGAUGGGCUACUUCAUGAUACAGAUAUACACUCCUUGCAUUAUGACAGUCAUUCUUUCUCAGGUGUCUUUCUGGAUUAACAAGGAGUCUGUUCCAGCCAGGACAGUUUUUGGAAUCACUACAGUUCUCACAAUGACCACUCUAAGCAUCAGCGCUCGCCAUUCUCUUCCCAAGGUGUCGUAUGCCACCGCCAUGGACUGGUUCAUAGCUGUGUGCUUUGCCUUUGUCUUCUCUGCACUUAUUGAGUUUGCAGCUGUCAACUACUUCACCAACCUGCAGACUCAGAGAGCGAUGAGGAAGGCAGCCAGGGCAGCAGCACUGGCAGCAGCACUAUCAGCAGCAACUGUACCGGCAGAGGACGAGAUUGUCUCGCAUUCUGACUCCAACUCUAACCUGAAGAAGCGAGUGAACUCCAUAGCAUCUCAGGCAGAGCAGUCUCCUGAGGCCAGCAUAAUAUCAAAUACUGCAGCCCAGGCUCAGCCAGUGGCUGCUCCUGCACCAGCCCCACCACAAGCACCAGUCAUCGGAGGCGCGAGUAAAAUCGACCAGUAUUCCAGGAUCCUCUUCCCAGUGGCAUUUGCAGGAUUCAACCUGGUGUACUGGGUUGUUUAUCUUUCAAAGGACACUAUGGAAUUUUUUGAACCUUCAGCACUGCAUUUUCGAAAUGACCCUCAGUCCAACUGAAGAACAGCUCAAGAUUUCAAGGAAAUCACUCAAGGUCAAAGAGGAUUGAAGAGACUUCAAAGGAUUUGUCUGCCCACAGGUGCUCUCAGUUUUCAAACAGGAAAUUUUUAUAUUGGACAUUACCUGGAAAUGUAACCCUGGACAAAUCAACAGCUGCAAACUGCUUAGGGUUCUAAUUAAUAUUUUAUUAAGAUUUCUUACAAUGGUUUUUCUGCAAAAGUUCUUGUUAAAUUAUUUGUUUAAUUGUCAAGGGAAAGAAUGUUCAUUUGUUCUAAGACAUUUGUAAACAAUUGAAUGUUUACAUUAACAUGAAACAUCAAUAAAAGGGUUUUGGUUUUUUUUAAUAGAAUAAGGAUUGCUAAACUCAGCUGAUUUUGAUAUGGUGUAACUUGGCAUAGUUUCACUGAAAAUUUAGGAGUUGUACUGAUUUCCAGCACUUGAGAUUGACCCAAAAUAAUGUUGGAUAGAAAUCUUAUGAAAAGGAGCUGUAAUUCCAUUGUGUUUUAACCCUUUCACAUAAAAGAUAAGGGAUUAGUUCUUAAUUAUUUUUAAUUUAAAUUUUAUCUUUGAGAUUAUAAAGAAUGCAAUACAGC